AUGUAAGUUCUGUUUUGGAAUGAUUAGUGUUAAGACAUCAAAAUUCUGUUAAUAAGAAUAUUACUGGGGAGUGCUGGUAUUGUGAAUCUCUUAAUCGUAGUACAUUUUCAACUGGUUCAUGUGAGUUAAUACUGUAUGACUGUUGAUUUCUCUACAAAUAGAAAUGUCGACCAUAACAAACUGCUUCGUAAAUGACAUAACAGAUUGGUAGAUGACCUUCCACUCCUUUUCUCGCAGUUUAUGUUUAGGUCGUUAAGAAACUGGCGGCCUGUUAUCUUCAGUAUUGCAAUCAGUAUGGAAUGGUUAAAAAUGAAGUUUGUAUCGAAAAAUGUUAAUAAGUAGUAUUCUUAAAAUUUAAGGUUUAUUUGUUCUUUCGAGAUGAAAGUUCACUUGAUAUUUGCUUCUUUGAUGAUAAAAACUAUCUUUAAUACAUAUCACGCCAAUGACUCUCGUUUCAAUAAAUAAUUAACGCGAAUGAAUAAGUAUUCCCAGCUUUGAUCAGUCAUAGAGUUAGGUGUAUAUCUUAACAAUCAUUCAUUCUGAUUGCAACAUUAAAUAAUUAGUUAACGUACUGUCGACGCGGUGAAUUUGUUCAACUGUGGUUGUCAACAACUUCAAUAAACGAUGGGUACUGUCAUUGUUGAUUGUUUUAUAAGAGGGCAAUAGCUUCUCUGAGUACCUGGCUGGCUACUUUACUUCAUCUAUAUGUGGGGAGGAGCUGGUUUUGUUCUAAAUUCUAUUUUAUUUUCCCUUUUCUUCACUAACAGGGUGAUGUCUUCUGAAGAUGAUGGUAGUUACAAGACAUUAGGAUUACCUACUCAACCAUACUGUCGUAUUCAUUGUCAUCAGUCAGCUGUACGUGCAGCACGUUUUAAUGCAGAUGGGAAUUAUUGUAUGACAGCUGGUGGGGACAAAACGAUAAAACUAUGGAAUCCUUAUAAUUUUCGUUUAUUAAAGACUUAUGCAGGGCAUGGUGGGGAAGUUUCUGAUGUCCAGGCAGGGAAAGAUAAUAGCCAACUUGGUUCAGGUGGAGCAGACUGUUUAGUUAUAUUAUGGGAUGUUUCUACAGGACAAUCUGUUCGUCGAUGGCGUCGUCAUGCUGGUCGUGUAAAUUCUGUUUUAUUCAUUGCACCGUUUCACAAUUCCGAUUCAUUAGACCCUAGUCCAAUUUUAUUGUCUACUGGUGUAGAUGGGAUGGUUCUAGUUUGGGAUGCCAGAGCACGUACUCCUUAUCCAGUUCAGACUAUCCAUGAGGCACGUGAUAGUGUCACAUGUUGUGCAUUUCGUCGACAUCAAAUUGUUACUGGUUCUGUUGAUCGAUGUGUUCGGAUUUAUGAUAUUCGACGAGGUGAAAUGACUGAAGAUUAUGUUGGAUACCCAGUUACAUCGGUUUCAAUUACCAUAGAUUGUCAAUGCUUUUUAGUUGGUACACAAGAUUCAACUUUACGUUUAUUCGACGCGUUAACCGGUGAACUUCUUAACAGAUACACAGGACAUACUAAUCAAACAUACAAAAUGGAUAGUGCUCUGAUGAAUUUAGAUCGUCAUAUAAUCAGUGGUUCAGAAAAAGAUGGUCUUGUUUUUGUAUGGGAUUUCAUACGUUCGGAUGCACCGAUUCAUACACUAGAUCAUCAACCUGGUAGCAAUGCAUGGGGUGUUUUAUCUCCACACAACCCAGAAUCAGUUAGUGAAUUGAUAAUUGAAACGGCUAAAUCAGUAAAUUUUAUGAUUCAUUCAGUGUCACCACAUCCUAAACAAAGUAAACUACUUACAGCAGGUGGUGAUUUUGUUUGGUUGUGGGACGCUGAACCUAAAGAUAUUAAAGAAAGUGAAUAA
This is a messenger RNA of Schistosoma mattheei, 1836 nucleotides long. The record is from the annotation of a GenBank genome assembly. NCBI's taxonomy places the organism in Eukaryota, Metazoa, Platyhelminthes, Trematoda, Strigeidida, Schistosomatidae.